Molecule: messenger RNA, 4056 nt
Organism: Megalops cyprinoides (Indo-Pacific tarpon)
Lineage: Eukaryota; Metazoa; Chordata; Actinopteri; Elopiformes; Megalopidae
Gene: trim66
Product: tripartite motif containing 66
Exons: 19
Coding region: 356-4054 (1232 amino acids)
Molecular function (GO): zinc ion binding; protein binding
Source: RefSeq, a predicted model, not a curated record
CUCACGCCUCGGGAAAUAUUGCCCAUCGCGACUGGCGUGCCGAUAUUGUACCCCGCGCUGCAAAUUCAUGACUUUGGAAGAAUAUGGACAUAGGACAUCACAAUUAGCUGUAAAACACUGCACUAGAUGUCUCUGGAGACUGCCUGGCAGAUGUUCUAACACGAUGGCAUCAGGAAAAGAAGUCACGCUGCUACGGAGAGUCUUUCAGGACUGAGUCCACUUAUUCCUGCUGCCAAGUCCACACCUGCAGGUAAAGCCAUCAGUGCGCUGCCGUUAGCUUCAGGCUACCCUGUCUGUUGUUUUCCCCGCGGGACAUGUGCUGUAAAGCACUCUAACUUGACAUCCAGGAGUUAACAUGGAGAGGGUUUGCACACACUGCAGAGAGCCCCGAGAGGCCCAGAGCCUGUGCACAUACUGCAACAAGUGGCUGUGCUACCAGUGCACCGACAUGCACCCAGACCACAGGACCGCCGGCCCCCUGCUGCCACCGAGCUCAGGCAAGAGGCCCGCCCAAAUCGGCUCCAGCUACUGGCCAGGCGGGGUCCCCCUGUGCCACUUCCACAGGCAGGAGCCUCUGGACCUCUUCUGUGAGACUUGUGACCUCAUGUCCUGCAGCAGCUGCCACCUGUCCACCCACAUGGACCACAGGGUGGUUCAUGUCGGGAAGGCUCUCCAAGAUCAGCUGUGGCUCUUUGAGAACCUAAUGUUCCAGGUGGAGGAGAGGAAGUCCACUGUGGAGAACACAGCUAAGCAACUUGAGGACAGGUUACAUGGGGUGAAGAUCAUGCAGAGGAAGGCAGAGAACCAGAUCAAAAUGGCUAAGAUGAUUAUGAUAAAUGAGCUGAACAAGCGCGCCAACCUAUUAAUAGAGCAACUGGAGAGGGUCUCAAAUGAGUUCAAGCAGCACCUAGAGGACCAGCUGCAAGGCAUGAUAGACGUGUGCAGUCAGCUGGGCCACGUGCAGAACUUCAUCAGCUGGGCCACCACCCACCACCAAAGGAACCCUCUCCUCUUCAGCAAGGAGCUGAUUACUUUCCAGAUGCAGCGUUUGCUGGAGUCCCAGCUGCACUCUGACCUCGGACCCCCGGUAAAAAUCAAGUUCAACUGGGAUGCCAGCUUCUGGACCAAGCAGAUCUCCACGUUAGGUCAGCUGACCGCGGAAGGAGGAAGUCACUCUCACUCUGUGGGAAUGGCCUGUCCCAAUGUCCUGAAGCCUCGGCCCAUCACCUGCACAGCCUUGCCUGCCGCUGUGUGCCACAGGGCCCUGGACCAGGGCUGCAGCUUUCAGCCUCGCUUCCAGCCCCAGCUGUGCUGUCCCCACUGUGUAAACAUCAGCAAGGCCCCACAGCCCCAUCUAGACCUACUCCCGGGGCAUGGGAGGGAGCCUCUGGACCAGGGGGGUAGGUGCAACCCCAUAAGACCUUACUCCGAGAGGGCUCUGAUACAGCUGAAGAAGCAGUCUGAAAUGCAGCUGGACAAGAAAGAUCUGGAGCCAAGCCCCUGUCCUGCAACAUGCGUGGAGUCCGGCCAGAGCCAUCUGCACCCGCUGUGCCCCCCAGCCCUCGUCCGACACACAAGCACAAUCCAACAUCCCCAGCAGCGGGUUCUGAUGCAGCCGCAGCCGCAGCUGCAGCCGCCCACGGCGGACGCCCACCUGCGCAGCUCCAGCAGCUCCCCUUCCACUGAACGGCAGCAGCCUGUGCAGUCAAACCUGCAGGUCCUUCUGCAGUCCUCCAGCCAGGUCCAGCUCGAGCAGCUCCCCAGCGGGCAGGCGCAGCCGGCUUCAGACAGGAGCUGCGCAGAUGCAGGCCGGCAGGCGGCGCAGACAGUUAUUUGUCGACUCGAAGCGGACGCAUCCGCAGGGGAGAGCGGAGCUGACCGCGGCCAGCAGCAGAAAGGAGAGCCCACGCAAACAAAGACGCGGAAUCAAGCUCCGUCUGCGCAGGGUGUUACUCCAGAGCAGCGCGCCGAGCGGCGCUCAGCCGACGCCGAAAAGCUGCCCCAGAGCAGCAGCAGCGCCUGCAGGGGAACCGCCCCGCUGGAGAUGUUGGCGCCGGCCCACGAGCCUCCCAGCGACACUCCCACCAGGCCCGGCUCGCUGCAGGGGAUGAGUCUCGAGUCCCGCAAGGCCCCGGAGCAACUAGCGGAGCUGUCCCACAGCCUCCCAGGGGCCUGGUCCACAGGGGCCGACAACAGCCUAGCAACAGCAGCCAGGGAAUGGGGCCCUGCGGCUGGCCAGGAUGGCAGCACCCAGCCUGGUGAGAGGUCGGCGAAGGCGUCUUCGGAUGGGGCGGGGCAGGUUCCUUCCUCAGCUGCUUUCUCUGUCCCAGCUCCCACCACCAGCCCCCCCGGCCAGCGCUCCGCCUCGCUGAGCGUGUGCAAGACAGAGCCAGGUAAAAUAUAUGCAUGUGAAGACACUGGAACGGAGGGAAGAGCAAGGCUCAAGAUAUCAAGAAAGCAUCUGGAUACCAGAACUGCCAAGGACAUCAAAAAGGCCCCAAAAAGCUCCAGAAAGGUUCCGUUAGUGCACCUGGAGCGGCUGAGGAUCCGGAUGAUGCCUGGUCAGCCGAGCGUGUCCCGGCUGCCACCAAACGAACGGAGACACGGUGGCCCUGUCACUGACCCAGAGCCAACAACAGAGGGCGCUGUCACUCCAGAGCCGCAAAGGAGCCCAGCCUCAGAGGAGCAUCAGCACAAGGGGAGACCCGAUGAGCAAAUGGAACAGUGUAUUGAGGUCAGUCAGUCAUUAUCUCACCCAGAGUGGUCAAAGGAGCACCCAGCCAGCAGCGCUGACUUCAGCUCUGCAGAGAAAACACACUGCCCUGAGCAGGACAUAUUGCAAGAUCAGCUCUCUCUACAAUCACGCAACCCUGAACCUGAAUCAGAUCCAGGGCUGGAGUCUGAAUCGGAGCCACAAUCUGAAUCAUAUCCAGAUCUGGAAUCGGAACCAGAUUUGGAAUCAGAACCAGAGCUGAGAUCAGAGCAACAGCCAGAAUCAGAUCCGAGCCUAGAUUCAGAGCCGCAGCAAGAAUUGUAUUCAGAUGUGGAGCUGGAGCAACAGCCAGAAUCAGAUCCAAGCCUAGAUUCAGAGCCGCAGCAAGAACGGGAUUCAGAUUUGGAGGCGGAGAAACAGCCAGAAUCCGAACCAUAUUUGCAACACAAUGAAGAUUUGGAGUCAGAACAAGAAUUGGACCCUGGUCUGGAACCGGCCACCGAUUUGCCGUCAGAGCCGGCUGCAGUCUCCGGGCCCCUGUCAGAGUGCGGGAAGCGAGCGGGCCCCUGCAAGCGCACCGAUUGGCCGGCGGUGGAAGGCGAGGCCCAGGAAGAGGCGGGGCAGAUGGAGAACGAGGACUUCUGCGCCGUGUGCCUGAACGGGGGGGACCUGCUCUGCUGCGACCACUGUCCCAAAGUCUUUCACCUCUCCUGCCACGUGCCACCUCUCCUCAGCUUUCCCACGGGCGACUGGGUGUGCACCCUGUGCCGAGACGUCCAGCACCCGGAGGUGGAGUACGACUGUGAGAACACUCGCCUUCCGGCAGAUCACACAGGAAAGGUUGGAGCCUACGGGCUUUCGGACUUCGACCUGAGGAGGUGUGAGAAGCUGACGUUGUUCAUCUCCUGCAACAUCCUUAGCGCCCCCUUCCAUGAGCCGGUCAGUCCACUGGCCCGCCAUUAUUACCAGAUUAUCAAGAAGCCCAUGGACUUGUCAGUGAUCAGGAGCAAGCUCAACAAGAAGAGCCCCCUACACUACUACACCCCCGAGGAAUUUGUGGCAGACAUCUUCCUCAUGUUCAGGAACUGUGCGAAGUUCAAUUAUCCGGACUCUGAGGUGGCUCAGGCAGGCCGGAGCCUGGAGGCUUUUUUUAAAUCCAAGCUGAAGGAGGUGUUCAAAGAUAAAACCUUUUCGGUCCCAAAUGAGGACUCUGACAGCGAGGAGUACGAGGACUUCUACAGAUCGGGCGGGGAUGGAUUCCCCUGGCCGGGCAGGAAGGAACACUGCCACAGGAAGAGGAAGAGACGACAUUCCCUCAACUCACGGCGACAUCACUUUUAACG